UUUAGUUGAAGAUUCACAUCGCAAAUUUUGUAUGUUUUGCUUUCGGAAGCAGAAAGUAUCGUUCUGUCUAUUUAUAUAACUCAUCUUUAUGCCAGGAACAUUGAAAUGUGAUUUAUCUACAGCUACACGUUCUGUGAGAGACGUCAAGAGAACAUGCUAUAACUCCUGCAGUUUAGCGAAUUUUUAAAACGAUGUCUCACAGCACAUACAAUAAACUCUGGUGUGAUGCUCACGAGGAGCUUAGCUGUUUGCUAGCCCAAGAACUCCCAGCGGAACCACUCAGGCCCGAGAGAGACCGAGUGGUGUUCUUCCAAAGACUCGCCACCCUCUAUGUCUGCUAUGUUCAGAUUUUCAGGCAGCUAGAAGAGGCCUAUGACCAAAUUGUUCACCCCCAGAAGAGGCGAGUGAUUCGACAGGUGCUGGAUGGUGUGAUGGGCCGUGUUCUGGAGCUAAAGAAUGAAAUGGUGGAAAAGGAAUUUUCAGAGUACCACUAUAUGGAUGAUGUCAUCCAAGACCUGAAAUUAUCUCCUGAGGACCUUGAGAUUCCAAUCCCCAGGUAUUUCAUUUGUGAGCGGAACAAAGUGCUUCAGGACAGAGAAAGAAUGUUUGCAACUGUAUUAAACCAAAUGGAGGCAAUAGAAAAACCAGAACCUCCUGUAGAGCGUAAGCUGACACUGGAGAGAGCCAUUAAAAUCAUCCAGGUGGCAGAAAGAGCACGGCAAGGUCGACUAAGGGCCAAGUUCAUGAAAGAGAUCCAUAAAGAUUCAGAGAGACAGAAGAAAGCUAAGGAAGAAGAGGCAGUUACCACUGACCAGGCUGCAGUUUGUAUCCAGAAGGUCUGGAGAGGCUUCACUCAAAGGAAAAUUACAAAAAGGCUGCGUGAGGAGGAAAUGAUAUUUCUUGGAAUGGCCAUGGAUCCAAAACUGUCCUAUCCAUCCCCAUCUGAGCUGGUAGUCCAGAACAAUGAGACCAGCAAGCGGACCAGGCAAGGCGAACAUGAGGAUGACUAUCUGAAGUCCAUCAGCUCUGUUGUAUUUCAGCUCAGGGAAGUGGAGGGCCCUGAAAUGAAGGAGGCCAUGAAAGAUCAGAUCCGACAGUGGUUCAUUGAGUGUCGUGAUGCAACAGGUUCAUUUCCUGACUACCCAGAAGAGGAGGAUGGAGGUUCAGCUCUUAUAUUUGCUGAUAAAACACCUGAGCAGCUGGCAGAGGAGCUGGCAGCAAAGGAGGAGGAAGACGGCAACAAAAAGCAGAAAGGAAAGGAGGAGAAAGGAAAAAAGGACAAAGGAAAAACCAUAGAGGAGGAGGAAGAACCUGGACUGAAGAUGCUACCAUCUGCCUACUUGAAAGAUCUUGAGAGAGGACACAAAACAUUUUCUGAAGUUUGGCGAAACAGAAACGAGUCCAAGAAUUUUAGUCAAAGACAUGAGAUGGAGCUGAUAAAGGAGGAGAAAAGAAAAGAGAUUGAGGUGGAAAUAAGGAAACAGGUGGAUGAGUUGAUGAGACAGGAGCUGGCUAAUUGGAAACUGGCUGUGGAUAAGGAAAAAAGCGGAAAGACCAAGGGUGCCGCAAAAAAAAAGAAGGCAUCUAAAAGUGGAAAGAAAAAGAAGAAGGACAAAGAUCUUACAGCUGAUAGGACUAUCGAGUCACUGUUUGAAGAGCUGGUUGAACAGGAAUUGCUGAAAAAGGCAGAUAAUGUUAAACUAAAAGAUUAUCUAGGGGACUAUAGCUACCUCGGCACAACUCUACGACAGUCCGACAUUGAGCCUAUGCCAUCUUUAUCAGACGUUCGGCAAGUUGUAGCCCUAUAUGCUGUCUUACCAUUAGGUUCCCAGGCAGUUCAUGAAAAGGCUCCCCCGGUCAAGGCUAUCCUGCUAGUGGGGCCGUCAGGAGUGGGCAAGAAAAUGUUGGUCCAUGCCAUCUGCCAGGAGACUGGAGCCAACCUGUUUGACCUUUCACCUUUAAAUGUGGCUGGAAAAUACCCUGGCAAGAGUGGACUGCAGAUGAUGCUACAUAUGGUGUUUAAGGUAGCCCGACUGAUGCAGCCAUCUGUAGUAUGGAUUGGAGAGGCUGAAAAGAUGUUUUACAAAAAAGUACCAAAAGAUGAGAAGGAGUUAGAUCCCAAGCGUCUGAAGAAGGAUUUGCCCAAGAUCCUCAAGUCCAUCAGAGGGGAAGAUUGUGUUCUAAUAGUGGGAACUACAAGUGAUCCACACAGUGCAGAACUAAAAUCCUUUUGCAAAUUCUACACUAAGAUCAUCCUCAUACCUCGACCAGACUAUGCAUCCAGAUAUGUAAUGUGGAAAGAGCUGAUAAAAAAGAAUGGAGGAGAAGUGACCAAUGAUCUGGAUCUCAGCUCUUUGGCAAAGAUCUCUGAUGGCUACACACAGGGUCACAUGGUACAGGUUGUGCAUAGGAUCUUGACUGUACGGCGCAUUCAGCAGCUUGCUAAACGACCGCUAACUGCCUCAGAAUUUGUGUCUCCACUUGCUAGGAUCGAUCCUGUGUUUCAGGAAGAGGAAGAGGCCCUAAAAAAUUGGUAUGCCAAGACUCCCCUUGGAAAGAAGAGAGUUAAAGCUGCCUCAGGGAAAGAAGGUGAUGAAGAGGACCCAAAAAAGGGAGGCAAAGGUGGCAAGAAGAAAGGAAAAAAGUAGCAAUAUAAGUAUUAAUGUGACCAACCACAAUUGUACAUUUCCCUGUCUUUAACAAUAAAUGUAUUUGUUUGCUUAUGUUUCAUUCCCUUUAACUGGCUAUCAUUAUCUUAUGAUAGUAUGCAAAUUUUUGUCCAAGUAGUAUUUGGUGCUCUGUCCUGUGUUAAAAUAAAAUCCAUUAGUGAACCUUC
Messenger RNA from Myxocyprinus asiaticus (Chinese sucker), 2836 nucleotides. Its product is annotated as dynein regulatory complex protein 11-like. Gene Ontology annotation, molecular function: protein binding; ATP binding; ATP hydrolysis activity. The record is from RefSeq and is a predicted model, not a curated record. The transcript has 19 exons. The coding region runs from base 192 to 2648 and encodes 818 amino acids. Lineage: Eukaryota; Metazoa; Chordata; Actinopteri; Cypriniformes; Catostomidae.